CAGGGCAAUCGGGGAACUCCAGGGGUCAAAGAAUUUAGCCCUGUUGCCAUUAGGAUCUACAUAAGUGGAAGCAAACAAGGGAAUGUGACAAGUAUGUUGAAGCUUCGGAGUUGUCCGUGUUCAAGAACAAUACAAAAUGGAUAAGAUGGAACACCAAUCCAAGGGAGCAGUAUCAUUUAAGGAUGUGAUGGUAGUAUUUACCCCAGAGGAGUGGCAGCACCUGGAUUCCUGUCAGCGGUCUCUGUAUAGAGAUGUGAUGAUGGAGAUCUACAGCCACCUUGUCUCAGUGGGGUUUUGUGUUUACAAACCAGAAGUGAUCUUCAGGCUGGAGCAGGGUGAAGAGCCAUGGACACUGGAGGAAGAAUUCUCCAACCAGAGGCUCCCAGAAAUUUGGAAGGCUGAUCAACUAAAUGGAAGAAGCCAGGAAAACCAGUUGAAACAUAUUUGGGAAAGUGCAUUCCUCAGCAACAAAGGAUUGACUAAAGAACAAGAUAAUGGAACAGAAAAACCAUUUAACUUGGGCGUGAAUAAUUUUCCUUCUAAAAGAAUACUUUGUGAACAUAACUCAGGUGGAAUGAAUUUUAGUAACAGUUCAGAACUGGUUAUCAGUAAGAAAAGCUAUUUAGGAAAAAAGCCUGAGGAACUUAAUGCCCGUGGAAAAUGUCUGCUCAAAAUUGUGCAAGAAAAAACUGAAGCUAAACAGAAUAGUGAGCUUUUCAAAAAUGGGGCAACUAGCAACCAUCAUGAGGACCCAACUCAACAUGAGAAGAUUCAAACUUUUCAACACAGGAUACCUCAGGAAACUUGCCUUGGAGAGGAAAUAGUCAAUACACACAGGAGAGAGAUUACAGAAGAAAAUGAUUGUGAAUUACAACAGUGUCAGAAAACUUCGUGCGAUAAUUCAUGUGUGUUGCUGCAUCAAGUUCUCCCGUCAAAGGAAAAUCACUGUGAACUAAGGAAUUGUCAGAAAUCCUUAGGUUCAAAGUCUAAUCCAUUGAAACAAGGGACACAAAUGAGACACUGUGAAAAUAAUGAAAGUGGGAAUACUUUCAGAAAGAAGUUGUCUUUCUCACAACUUCGAAGAGUUCGUAAAGGAGAGAAACACUUUGAAUGUAACGAGUGUGGGAAAGCUUUCUGGGAGAAGUCCCACCUUACUCGACAUCAGAGAAUGCACACAGGAGAGAAACCUUUUCAAUGUAGUGAAUGUGGAAGAGCUUUCUGGGAGAAGUCAAACCUCACUAAACAUGUAAGAUCACACACAGGGGAGAAACCUUUCAAGUGCAAUGAAUGUGGGAAAGCCUUUGGCCACAGGUCAGCCCUCACAUUACACCAAAGAACACAUACUGGGGAGAAGCCCUAUCAGUGUAAUGUAUGUGGGAAGACGUUUUAUCAGAAGUCCGACCUUACUAAACAUCAGAGAACACACACAGGACUCAAACCCUAUGAAUGCUAUGAUUGUGGGAAAUCCUUCUGUAUGAACUCACACCUUAUGGUACAUCAGAGAACUCACACGGGUGAGAAACCCUUUGAGUGUCCAGAGUGUGGGAAAUCCUUUUGUCAAAAGUCACAUCUUACACAGCAUCAGAGGACUCACAUAGGUGAUAAACCCUAUGGAUGUGAUGCUUGUGGGAAAACAUUCUAUCACAAGUCAGUACUCACUCGCCAUCAGAUAAUUCAUACAGGAUUGAAACCUUAUGAAUGUUUUGAAUGUGGGAAAACUUUCUGCCUCAAGUCAGACUUGACAGUACAUCAGAGAAUUCACACAGGUGAGAAACCCUUCGCAUGUCCUGAAUGUGGGAAAUUCUUCAGUCAUAAGUCAACCCUCUCUCAACAUUAUAGGACACACACAGGAGAGAAACCUUAUGAAUGUCAUGAAUGUGGAAAAAUCUUUUAUAAUAAAUCAUACCUAACUAAACAUAAUAGAACCCAUACAGGGGAGAAACCCUAUGAAUGCACUGAAUGUGGGAAAACUUUUUGCCAGAAGUCACAGCUCACUCAACAUCAGAGAAUUCACAUAGGGGAGAAGCCUUAUGAAUGUAAUGAGUGUGGGAAAGCUUUUUGCCAUAAGUCAGCUCUAAUUGUACACCAGAGAACGCACACACAAGAGAAACCCUAUAAAUGUAAUGACUGUGGAAAAUCUUUCUGUGUCAAGUCAGGGCUUAUUUUACAUCAGAGAAAACACACAGGGGAGAAACCCUAUGAAUGCAGUGAGUGUGGGAAAUCAUUUAGUCACAAAUCAUCCCUCACAGUGCAUCACAGGGCUCACACAGGAGAGAAAUCUUGUCAGUGUAACGAAUGUGGGAAGGUCUUUUACCGUAAGUCAGACCUUGCUAAACAUCGGAGAUCACACACAGGGGAGAAGCCCUAUGAGUGUGACAUAUGUAGAAAAACUUUCUCUCAAAAAUCAAAUCUCAUUGUUCAUCAGAGAACACACACAGGAGAAAAACCCUGUGAGGGAAAUUAAUGUUAGAAAUGCUGUGACCUCCACUUCACGACACAGUAUUCACCCACUAGCAGAGGUUCUAUUGUGAUCUUGAAUGUUCACAAACUUUUACCUAAAGGCUGCCAUUAUUCAACAAUGUUGAUAGGAGAUUAAUUCAUGUGCAGCUGUUAAGUGACAUCCCAAUACUGGCGUUGGCUCUUAGAGAUUACUGGCACUGGUAAAGGGUUUCAGCAAAAGCUGCAAAUUAGAUAGUUUCCGCAGUAAUAUGGGGACAGAGGCGAAAGUGUAAGAAAUACAAAUGGAAGAUUUUUCUUAGAAGUACUAAAAUAUUACAAGUUUUAUGCUAUGAUUGUUCUGAAAUCAUCAGAGAUUAUACAUGUACAUUUGGAACCAUGAAGGUUUAGAAACUUAAAACUAUUGAAUCAUAAGAAGGUGCAUUAAGGCUGUGGAGACCGCAUGUGCCUGUAAUCAAGGUAUUUGUGAUGAUAAACUCUUACAUGGCCAUCAUAUAUUAAGAAAUGGAUGAUAACCAGAUACAGCGUUUAAUUCAAAAUUUACUGUUUCAGCUAUUCACUAUAAUUACCAGAUGUUGCCACUUCUUAAUUUGAGUAUCCAUUAGCACAAUUAAGGUUACAGAAAAAAGAAGUCUUUAAUCUGUAGCACAUCUGUGUUAUUCAGCAAUGAACAUUUAUUUAUUUAAAAAAUUACUUACUUUAAAGAUUUACACAUAGGGAGAAAGAGGCAAAGAUAUUCCACACACUGGUUCACUCCCCAAAUGGCCACAACAGCUAGAGCUGGAUCAGACCAAAGCUGGUACCCUGGAGUUUCUUCAGAAUCUCCUACCUGGGUGUGGAGCCCAAGCACUUGGACCUUCUUCUGCUGCUUUCUUGGACACAUUAGCAGAGAGCUGGAUUGAAAGUGGAGCAACUAAGACUUAAAACAGGUGAGAUAUGGGAUGGCAGCAUUGCAGUUGGCAGCUUUACGUGCUGUUCCACAGUGCUGGCUCUGGAAUCAAGAUUCAACUUUCAGAAGUCCCCUUGUGUCAGUCAUGACACUGUCUGUUAUCCUGACUCUGGUGGAAUAACCCAGGUUAAUGGGAUCUGAUUUAUCCAUAAACUAUUCUGUGCAUUGGGAGGAGAAAUUCCUAAUCCUUGGUGGUCUUUUUUUCUCCUCACCUGAGGUCCAUGCCCGGUCAUGAUGAGUACUCUUUGUAAGCAGCUGCCCCUCCAGGACAAGAUUCAGGGAAAAGGUCCACAAAUGCACAGUAGAUGCUGCUCUGCUUUCUGGUUGCUUUUGAUGUCGGAAGAAGGGGGAAGGUGGGGACAGAACCAGAAUCAUGCUGGGAUGGGACUUCUGUUGACAGGUUAAAGACUGUAGACCUUAUACACGAUCAGAUUAUAUUGAUAGGAUUAUAUGAUCCAGGAUUUUUAGAUGGUGGCAUGAUUGUGGAAUGUUUUGUUUUUGGAUACUGCAAAAACAAGAGCAGGCCAUUUUCAAAGUCAACAGAAAAGUAAGUUAGAAGAAAAAUUAGUGAAACAAACAAAAGAAAUCAGUAAAACCCAAAGCUGAUUAUUUGAUAAGUUAACAAAAUUGAUAAAUUCUACUUGGGGAAAUGAAAAAAAAAGAUUGUUUAUACGAGUAAGGAAAAUCUGUUGCUGUUGAUCUCAUGGACAUUUAAAGGAAUGUGAAAAAUUAUGGACAAUUGUGUCCAUAAAUUGGGUAGCUUAGUCUAAAUAAGUAAGUUCCUUUAAGGAUGACAGUAGCAGCAUUUAUAAAUCUUAAAUAUAUUAAAGAAAUUGUACAACUCAUAGAAAACAAAAUACCAGGACCAAUGUGUACAUUGGUGAGUUCUUACCAAACGUUUCAGAUAGAAGUGAUGCCUGUUUUCUGUGGUAUCUUCCAGAAAGUAACUAGCAAAGGGAACACUCCUGAUUCCAUGAAGCCAGCAUUUUUUCUAAAACCAAA
Ochotona princeps (American pika) is the source of this 4408-nucleotide messenger RNA. RefSeq names its product zinc finger protein 33B (gene ZNF33B). Gene Ontology annotation, biological process: regulation of cytokine production; negative regulation of transcription by RNA polymerase II; regulation of immune system process. Lineage: Eukaryota; Metazoa; Chordata; Mammalia; Lagomorpha; Ochotonidae. The record is from RefSeq and is a predicted model, not a curated record. The transcript is spliced from 5 exons. Bases 137 to 2464 code for a protein of 775 amino acids.